AUGGCAGAAAAUCACCCUUCAGACGGCGAGAAGAAGCGCGACGACGGCGACGGCGACGGCGACGGCAGCAACAGCUACGAGACACCGAAACCAACCCUCACAGCAGACGACCAGACGAUGGGGCAGCAGUCUAAUGAGGAGGCACGGCAAGGCCAUCGAGCCCGAACAUCCGCACCGUCCUCUCAGGCCCGCACCGUCCCGGAAACGAGCAUGGUCAGGACGGAAGACACGGGUACCACGCACGAUAGCCGUCAGGAGCAGAAGCAGCAGGAGCAGUGGCAGGAGAAGCACGGGGAGAGGGAGAGAGGUGGUGGUGGUGGUGGUGGAGGAAAAGACGGAGAGGUUGACAAGGACGAGCAAAGACAUACAGGUCCGCUGGACAAGGUGCUGCAGAUCAAACCGCCCGGACGGGAAGGGACGCCGGGGAACCCGCUCAGGCCGCCUCCGUACGUGCACCACUUUGACAGCUACUCUCUCGUCAAGCAGCUGCAGGAAGAGGGCUACACUACCGGGCAGGCGAUCGUGGCCAUGAAGGGGAUCCGUGGGCUCCUGGAGCAUAAUCUAGCUAUUGCUCAGGAUAGUCUGCAUAGCAAGAGUGAUGUUGAGAAUGAGACAUACCUCUUCAGUGCGGCCUGCUCAGAAUUGAGGCAGGAAAUCAUGAAUAAUAGACGCCUGCAGGACGAGCAGACCCGUCAGCAGAGGACCCUGCUCCAGCACGAGGUGGACAUACUGACGCAGUCUCUCAACCAGGAGGUCCUGUCUCUCAACCAUCGCAUCAGGGGGAUGUUUGACGAUAGGAGGAUGGCUGUAAGGGAGGAGCAGAAGACGGCGGAUAGCUCUAUCCAACAAAUCAACUACAAAAUCAGCACAAGCCUAGUCAGCGACUCCAAAUCCGAAAUCGAAGGUGUGAGGUGGAUCCUCAUCCGCCGGUCAGCACUGGGCAUCUUCUUCAUGGCCAUGGUGACGCUCGGCACGAUCCGGUACGCGUCGUACCUGAUGAACGAGAAGAAGGAGGACGACAGACGGAGGAGGGAGAAGGAGGAACAGCUGCGUAGGGAUGGAGGGAAGAGGCAUCACAACUCUGCUGCGGAUGCGGCUGCUAUACUUUCGGCGAAUUAG
Molecule: messenger RNA, 1119 nt
Organism: Geosmithia morbida
Lineage: Eukaryota; Fungi; Ascomycota; Sordariomycetes; Hypocreales; Bionectriaceae
Product: Protein of unknown function (DUF1640)
Exons: 4
Coding region: 1-1119 (372 amino acids)
Cellular component (GO): mitochondrion
Source: RefSeq, a predicted model, not a curated record